This is a messenger RNA of Lingula anatina, 3024 nucleotides long. RefSeq names its product gamma-aminobutyric acid type B receptor subunit 2. Gene Ontology annotation, cellular component: membrane; G protein-coupled receptor heterodimeric complex. The record is from RefSeq and is a predicted model, not a curated record. Gene Ontology annotation, molecular function: G protein-coupled GABA receptor activity. Gene Ontology annotation, biological process: gamma-aminobutyric acid signaling pathway; G protein-coupled receptor signaling pathway. NCBI's taxonomy places the organism in Eukaryota, Metazoa, Brachiopoda, Lingulata, Lingulida, Lingulidae.
UUCCGUCAACGUUUGGAAGUCAGUCAAACGAUGACAGAGGACCAGUACAGUGCUGCCGCCUUUGCUUAUGAUGCUACCAUGGCUGUAAUAACGGCCCUCAAUACCAGCCUGGCGGAGACGUCCAGGAGCCAGGACUUCCGGGAAGUGUCCAGGGUCUUUGACGCCAGUAUGUGGAACAUACGAAUGUCCGGGAAAACGGGAUACCUAAAGUUUUCAAAAACCGGACUCCGAACUGUGAACGUCAGCAUAUCGUGGUUUGAGGAUAUGGUGCUGACAUCUAUCGGUAAAUACGAGUCGGAAGUCGUGCUUACGACUAACAUCUCUAAAGUCAUGGGACAGGACGAGGUUGUCUUGGAAACCAAACUUGAUGGUGUCCCCCUCUAUCUUUUGGUUAUCAUGAGUGCCUUCGCAGUUUUGGGAAUGGCGUAUGCAUUUGCUCUACUGAUGUACAACGUCAACAAAAAUAAAGACAGAAUCAUUAAGAUGACCAGUCCCAACAUAAACGUAAUAGUCUGUGUAGGCGCUGUGUUUGCAUACAGCUGUGCCAUUCUUGGGGGACUGGACAAUGGCUACUUUGCUCUUGACAUCCUUGGUCAGGUUUAUCAGGCAACCGUGACGUUGACGGCGCUGUCGUUUACCAUUGUGUACGGGUCCAUCUUUGCCAAAACAUGGAGGGUCUAUCUCAUCUUCAAAAACAUGCAGGUCAACGGAAAAACGACUAAGGAUGAGCACCUUUUGCUUGCCUUGGGCGCACUUUUGGCCAUCGACCUGGUCAUCUUAUUGCCAUGGAUACUAGUGGACCCAAUCAGCUGCCAGCAGAUGUCACAGGUCAAAGUAUAUCAGAAUCUCAGUAACACUGACAUCAUGCACUCAAUCAAUGAAUGCACGUCAGAUUACUUCGCAAUGUGGAUACUUCUACUCUUUGGAUACAAGAUGUUGCUACUGAUUGGAGGGCUCUACUGCGCAUGGCAAACGCGUCACGUGACAUUGCCCUCACUGAAAGACAGCCAGUAUUUAUACGUCAUAAUUUACAGCGCCUUUGCCGUUGGCGUUCUUAUUCUUCCCAUAAUGCUGUCAACACAGAUGUCGGCGCCAAUAAAAUACGCCGCAGGAGCCACGGCCCUCAUUGUCCUCACGACUGCCACGCUCACCAUUGCCUUCAUUCCAAAGGUGUUGUUGGUGAGAAAACACGACAAGAAGAGAAAGAAAGGCGCAGAACCGAAGUUCAAUUUCAGCGAAUCUGUACAGAAAACUAAAGAGAAAACUAAAGAUGGCUUCUGUGGAUGCUUCGGUGGCCAAAAAUCCAAAGAUAAUCCAUAUGUUAAAGAAGUUGUCGCCACGGAAAUUGAUACUCUGAAACGAAUGCUUAAAGAGAAGGACAGAUCUAUCAGGGAGCUCACAGAUCGUCUAUUCUACGGUUCUGAGAAGUUCCAGAACUAUUUACGGAACCCAAAGCGCCCGUCUGAAGAGCAGGUGAUGUCUCGGCGCGUCCGUCUGAGGACCAGGUCUCAGGAAUACCUCGGCAAAUCUCGGGACGAUAUAUACCGAGUGAAGUCACAGGAAAGUAUCAUUAUGUCUCGCGAGGAUUUACGAGAUAUAGCAGAUGGUCGAAUAUCAGUGAUCACGACAGUUAAGGAGGAACAGGAACCGGAAACACAGCCCAACUCCCCACGUGAGGGGUAUGACACUGAGGGGUCAAGUGGGGGUCAGGAGGUCUCAAACACCACCCAAAAUGUGACAAGUCCCAAUAUAAGUGGACGAAGCGUCAUUGACUCCAUGAAAGUUAACACAAGUUUUAACGAUACAACGAGGGCGGAACUGUCCUCUGAUCUGUCUCCUGGUUCAGAGAGCAUGGUGAGCGAAGGAAGGGAGAGGUUAUUGGAAGAUAGCACCAGAAAACUUUUACCAAAAGAAAGGCGGUCGCUAUCGCCCUCUAAAUCUCCGAACACCGACAGUGCCAUCGAACGAGGUUCUAGCCUAGAAACGUCUGAAGAAUCGUUCUCAGAGGGCAGGAUUCCGUCCGACAUUCAGGUCUCGUCUCCGGACUUGCGGGAUUCUUCGCGAGAAUCUUCAUUACUCCAGACGAGCGAUAGAGAAAGACUUGUGGUCCGUAACAAGCCGACCGCAGUGCGUAACGGACAUAUUCCUGGCAUGCAGCCGCCCCCUGUGAAACAAAAAGUUAAAAUUCAACCGCAGCCUCUUGAUUCUCGGGCUUUGAAAAAUCCGCAACAGAUCAAUACUGUAGUACCCGGGAUUGCAAGGGCGGCGUCCCCAGUGAAACGCGGAGUUUCAAAAUCUCCCGUUUUUAAUGGACAGCAGAUAAAUCUUUCUGUACCCAAAAAAGUGGGCUUUGAGAACCCGGUGUUCCAUAACAACGACGUUGUUUAUACGGACACAGAAGCCUCGGAGAUCGGGUUUAAGAUAGACCGGAGAAAAUUGAACGAUUCUUACAGACAGGCUUGUAGGCCUGCUUUAGAACCGGGUGAUCUGGGAACUCUACCUCGAGAAGAAAGCAAAAAGCUUUCCGAAGCUCUUUCACAAAAGGCUGCCUCACAAAACAAUGAGUACAUUCACAGCAACGGGACUGUUUUGAAUGGUAAGAAGUCGCCUGUUAGGGAUGUUGCUCAAACAUUAAGUCUAACGAAGACACCACCCAAGGACUUACGAAUUAACUCCCCUUCAGAUGACUCAAACUUAGAACAAUCUCCAUUUUCGGUAUUUACCGUACAGAGAAGUCACAUGGAUUUCCCCUCCGCCCCUCCCCCAUCUCCCUUAGAGAGUAUCAGCUAUGCGCCUGUAAUACUCCCUUAUCACAAGCACGGCAAGUUGAACCAUCACCACCUGCAGGAUUCCCGACAGUCGGCGUUCACGUUUGUCCACAAUCAAGACAAGCUGUAUCCGGGGUAUCGUCCCACUAUCGGUCAGAGAUACAGUACUGUGAUAGAGGAGCAGAACGGACUGGACAGUGAGGAGGGGUGGCCAGAGGAAGAGGUCAACAAAAAUGUAGCAGUGAGCAGCGUUUAG